Messenger RNA from Liolophura sinensis, 2017 nucleotides. RefSeq lists its product as uncharacterized. The record is from RefSeq and is a predicted model, not a curated record. NCBI's taxonomy places the organism in Eukaryota, Metazoa, Mollusca, Polyplacophora, Chitonida, Chitonidae. Bases 94 to 975 code for a protein of 293 amino acids. The transcript is spliced from 6 exons.
AUACACUGUGUGCACAAACAAGGCCUAAAAGUCGGAAUGGGAUUAUGGAACAGAUUUCUUGUUUUAUGUGCGCCGUCCUCUCGGUAAUGUAGUAUGGCGAACAUAGCUUCAGCCAGAUGCUGGUCCAUUCGGUGUGUGCUGACAGUGGUCUGGAUUUCCUUUAUCUGCCACACCUUUGCAGAUGUUCGAACAAGAACAAUUUCACUUUUUCGUUACUGCGGUGCCAAUUUCCUUGUGGACGAACACGAGGGAUUCACAGUCGAGUUGUUUGGGGAAUUGUUCCCUGUUGGGUUGAGGAUUUGUCAGGUGAAAUUCGCGUCCACUGAUAGAGAUGAUAAGCUCCUCUACCGGGUCAUCUCGUCUAAUGUGUUCAAAAUAAACGAGGAAAUAAGCCUGGACUCAAGCAGAGACGGCAAAAAGUUUACUUCUGAGGAAUUCAUCACGGUGACUUCUCCUCCCAACGCCCUCAACGAAGAAAGGGAAGGAGAACGUUUUAUAAACGUGUCCGCUUACAGGUCGUCAGGCUACGUGGAUAGCACUUUCUCUAUUAUAUUUCAGAUAUAUGGGGAGGAAUAUGAGCCAUUGGAGCAGAACCAAAGCAGCUACCUCGGUGGAUCUAUCACCCUGGGAGUUGUGUUGGGAAUCGGCUGCGUCGUCGUUAUUGUCAUUAUCAUUGUGUUGUACGUGAAGAAGAGCAAGUUUGGACAGAACCAAAGGAAUCAGCGACAGUCAGCAGUCCAGAGGGCUCAGCAACAAGACAGUCAACAACACGACGGUACCCCAAUGACGUAUUUAAAUGACAUGCCUCCGCUUGCCACGCCUGCCUUCUUACCUCCAUAUCCCACAGCUCCAUCGGGAGAUAUGAAUGUCUUCACAGUUCACCCACAUGCUGGAAUCGGCCCAAUAACUUACAAUGAAUUACCACCGUCUUACGACGAGGUGAUCAAAUCAGGAAUGAGCGAAGUAACUCUGUGAUGGAGAAAGUUCCAAUCACGUCGAUCGUUCCCCUGCAUGCUUUAUACGGAGAAGUUAAGUUUUCCGUUAUCAGGAGAUAAAGACAGGAGAUACAGAUGGAUAUUUUUCUAAAACUUCACAAGGUUAUAAGUAUUGUACUACAUGUAUAGGCACCGAAUCUUACCACAUUAAAUAAUUCAAAGCGUUAAAUUAAAAAUAUGAACCAAUGUGACGUGAAGAGACAUUUAGUCAAUAUAAGCUCUUGAUUCAGUGGCUUAUUACAAGAAACGACUAUAGCCCUUGUGUGUUCGAAUUGGGCUGGGGCCUUAAGUCAGAAGGCAUCUUUGACAUCUACUGUAGUACAUGUGGGACACUUUCCUCCUGGUUUUGGUACUCUCCUAGAAUGCCCAAACUCUUGAGAAUGCCCAAACAAUUACGUUAUACUGAUAAAGAAAAACAAAAACAAGUAUACCUAAAUAAAGUAUUUGUGUAUGUAUUUGAAUAUCUCAUCACACAUCCAACAGACCUAUAAGACACCUUAUGAAAGAAAUCGCCGUAUUAGGAAUGCAGAUCCCGGUUGCAGACCUAAACUAUCCCUGCAUUAUUUAUGAACGAAAUUAUUGCUGAAAUACAUGUCAGGUAGAUUUUAUGCCAUAUUAUCUUAACCGGGGUAGACAUGGUAUCUGCGGACUGACAUCGUAUAGUCUAUUUUGUUUACUUAUGUAAAGUAUAUCACGAUUCUUUUAUACAUUUAUGUUGAAACCUGGUCUUUUGCUAUGUUUAUCAUCAUAUUCAACUGUGCUUUUACUGUAGUAUUCCAUGCUUUUUGUCACUGUUUAAUUUUAUUCGGGCAUUAGUUACAUUACACAAAUUUGAAACUUAGCUGAAUUUAGAACUGAAAACAACCUCUGGGGUGACCAACCUAAUUCAUAACCUACGUUAUAUGAAUAACUCAGUAUACACGACUAAGUUGCUUAUAUUGUUAAGUUUGUUCGCGCUUUACAAUACUGUUAUAUCGUAAACAUUAAUUAUAUAAUGUCAUAAAUUGUUGAGACUAUUUUAA